Messenger RNA from Nicotiana tabacum (common tobacco), 1789 nucleotides. NCBI's taxonomy places the organism in Eukaryota, Viridiplantae, Streptophyta, Magnoliopsida, Solanales, Solanaceae. The record is from RefSeq and is a predicted model, not a curated record.
AACUUUUGAAACGUUGCACAUCCAUUAGACACACAAAUAUUUUCAGACGACAAAUACACAUUACACCACCGAGGUUUUAGUUUCAUGGCAAACAAAGUUGUAUGUCCAAAGGCUUUCCGUGACCUCCGAUCAUUUGUCCGAUGUCUAAACACGGCCCCAACUGUCCCGCCGAUGAACUUCACCGGCGCCUAUGAUGCUACGACUGUCACAACACCGGCCUUAAUACCAACGGACCAAGUAAUCACUGCCGACAAAAAAGUGAUUAAUUUUGAGGAUGUUAAGGAGCUGUUUACGGGUGUGUCAACCUUAAAGUUGAUAAGAUCAACGUUGACACUUCAAAUGGCAGCGACUGAGCCUAUGGUUGACGUAGGUAUAUGGGUAAUGAAUUCAAAGCUCAUGCAUAUGCCAAUAGUCAAGGAGGUAAUUCUGGGGUUUGUAAAAGGUACAUUUUAUGAACAUUUUUGUGCUGGAAAAGACUUAAUUGAAGUACGCAGAACUGUUACUAAGCUGUCGGAUGUCGGGUUAAAAGGAAUGCUUGAUUAUGGGGUGGAACAUGCAACUGAAAAUGAGUCUUGUGAUCAGAGUAUGAAGGUUUUUCUUCAGACUGCUGAAUCAACCAAGUCACUUCCAUCCUCUUCGGUCAGCUUUGUGGUAGUGAAGAUAACAGCAAUUUGUACACCUAAGCUUCUCAAAAGAAUGAGCGAUUUGCUGAGAUGGGAACACAAGAAUCCAUCAUUCAAUCUCCCAUGGAAGCAAAAGUCCCUUCCACUUUUCUCUGAUUCCAGCCCUUUUUAUCACACUCCACAAAAGCCAGAGCCUCUAACGGUCGAAGAAGAACAUGAUCUACAAUUAGCUCAUGAAAGACUCAUGACUAUUUGCAAGAAAUGCUUAGAACUUGAUGUUGAUUUACUUAUUGAUGCUGAAGAUACAGCUAUUCAACCUGCAAUUGAUUAUUUUGCAUAUUCUGCAGCAAUUAAGUAUCACAAAGAUGAUGACCCUAUGAUUUUUGGAACAAUUCAAGCUUACUUAAAAGAUUCUAAAGAAAGAAUGGUGAUAGCUAAAAAGGCUGCAGAGAAAAUGGGAGUUCCAAUGGGUUUUAAGCUUGUGAGAGGUGCUUAUAUGUCAAGUGAAAGAGAAUUGGCUUCUCGUUUAGGUGUUCAGUCUCCAAUUCAUGAUAGCAUUGAGCAAACACAUGACUGCUUUAAUUCUUGUGCUGAGUUUAUGCUUGACGAGAUUUCUAAUGGCUCUGGAGCAGUUGUUCUUGCAACUCAUAAUAUUGACUCAGGAAAACUUGCUGCAUCGAAGGCUAUAGAUCUAGGAAUCAGAAAGGAUAGUCAAAAACUCCAAUUUGCUCAGCUAUAUGGUAUGGCAGAAGGUCUUUCAUUUGGCCUGAGAAAUGCAGGAUUUCAGGUAAGCAAGUAUUUACCGUUCGGACCAGUAGAGCAAGUGAUGCCAUACCUUAUACGGAGAGCUGAAGAAAACAGAGGUCUCUUGUCUACAUCUGCCUUCGACAGGCAACUAAUGAGGAAGGAGUUAACCAGGAGAUUUAAAGUGGCAACUUCAUGAAUCCAUGAGUUAUAGUCUUGAGAAUUAAUGGAAGUGUAUAUAUAUUGUAGUAACAAUAAACUGAGGAGCCAUACACAAGCUUGUGAUCAAGCAAUUGACGCUCCAAAAAUUCAUGAAUCCUUAAUUGUUGUUAUUGGCUAUUAUAAUUAUAAUACAAAUCAAAGUUGCCGUAAUGAUGUAAAGCAUAAACCUUUAUUUAUUGAAUUAUUGUUAUUUUCUCCCA